Molecule: messenger RNA, 1056 nt
Organism: Corylus avellana
Lineage: Eukaryota; Viridiplantae; Streptophyta; Magnoliopsida; Fagales; Betulaceae
Source: RefSeq, a predicted model, not a curated record
AUGGUGGUCAAAUCAAACGAAGAUGGGGUAUUGACAGGGGUUCCCACUUCGAAAAGGGGGCUUAGAAUCAGUCACAUUUUCUUUGUGGAUGACAGCCUCUUGUUUUGCAAAGCUAGCAUGGUAGAAUGGCAUUCUCUGACGGAGGUGUUACGAAGGUAUGAGCUGGCUUCGGGUCAACAUCUCAACACUAACAAGACCUCCAUAUAUUUUAGUAGCAAUACUUUGACAGAGAGCAAGGUCGCAAUUUUGGAAGAAGCAGGUAUCCCGGCUACGCAAAGGUAUGACACUUAUUUGGGAUUACCGGCAUUGGUGGGGAAAUCCCGUACGGCCGCGUUCCGGGGUAUUAUUGAUAGGGUGCGGAAACGUCUGCAGGAUUGGAAACUAAAGUUCCUAUCACAGGCCGGAAAAGAGAUUUUACUUAAAGCGGUGAUUCAUGCUAUCCCCACAUAUUGCAUGAGCAUCUUCCUUCUUCCAAAAGCUUUAUGUGUUGAAAUAAAUACAUAUAUACGGAAAUUCUGGUGGGGACAAUAUGGGAAAGAAGAUGGGAUUAAUUGGAUGAGUUGGAGUCGCAUGGGUAAUUCUAAAUCUUCCGGGGGGAUGGGCUUCUGCAACUUCACUUGUUUUAAUAAAGCGAUUUUGGCAAAGCAAAGCUGCAGACUUUGGAAUAACCCGGAUAGUUUAGUGGCCCAAGUGAUGAAGGGAAAAUACUACUCGGAUACGUCAGUCUUGGAGGCAAUAGUUGGACGACGACCCUCGUUCGCUUGGCAUAGUAUACACAGCUCUUGCGCUCUUCUUCAGGAAGGGUCGAUGUGGAGGGUGGGGAAUGGUUCCACAAUAAGGAUCUGGAAAGACCUUUGGCUUCCCAUCAAUAGCACUGGUCGGAUGAGUUCACCGCCGGCUAUCCUACAUCCUAAUGCUACCGUUAGUGAGCUGCUAGACGGGGAGUCAAAGUGGUGGAAUUACCAACUCUUGGCUUCAAUAUUUGCUCCAGAAGUAGUUCAACUGAUUUUGAAAAUCCCUUCGAGCUGUACCAACCAACCAGAUACACUUAUCUAG